Molecule: messenger RNA, 465 nt
Organism: Saccharomyces mikatae IFO 1815
Lineage: Eukaryota; Fungi; Ascomycota; Saccharomycetes; Saccharomycetales; Saccharomycetaceae
Gene: ARC15
Product: Arc15p
Exons: 1
Coding region: 1-465 (154 amino acids)
Biological process (GO): regulation of actin filament polymerization; Arp2/3 complex-mediated actin nucleation
Cellular component (GO): Arp2/3 protein complex; actin cytoskeleton; cytoplasm
Molecular function (GO): actin filament binding
Source: RefSeq, a predicted model, not a curated record
AUGGAAGCAGACUGGAGGAGAAUUGACAUCGAUGCAUAUGAUCCGGAGAGCGGUAGGCUGACUGCUGCCGAUCUAGUACCACCAUAUCAAACCACCGUCACAUUACAAGAAUUACAACCUCGAAUGAAUCAAUUGCGCUCACUAGCUACAAGUGGAGACUCUACGGGGGCCGUUCAAUUGCUCACAACCGAUCCUCCAUACAGUGCAGACACUGCGACAAAGGAGCAGUACUUUGGAAGCGUUCUUGAGGCAUUGACGCAAGUUAGACAAGCCGAUAUUGGCAAUGUAAUCAAAACCUUGAGUGAUUCUCAGAAGGAUGUGCUGGUGAAAUAUCUCUAUAAAGGAAUGUCUGUACCCCAGGGUCAGAAACAAGGGGGGAUCUUGCUUGCUUGGUUGGAAAAAGUCACUCAAGUAAGUGGUGUAACACCUAUCGUUCAUUAUAUAUCGGAUAGAAGAACCGUAUGA